AUGAAGGCCAGAACACUCAUCAUCGCGCUUCUCGCCGCUACUGAAGCAACCGACAUCCCCAGCACCGGAACCACCUCGCUGAGGGAAGACGCAGCCAAGAAAGACAUUUUCAUCGGAUCCGGGGCCAUCAAUCCGACCUACCUCGAUGAUCUUCAGUUCGCGGCCGUCCUUGCCGAACAGUUCAACAGCCUCUCUCCCGAAAAUGAGUUGAAGUGGGUGUUCGUUAACCCGACCAAAGGACACUACGACUGGGACUCGCUCGACCGCCUCGUUGCCUUCGCGGCAGACAACGAUAUGGUGGUUAAGGGACAUGGGCUCAUCUCGGGCUGCUGUAAUCCCGACUACAUUCUCAACAUCACCGACCCUACAGCCCUUCGUGCUGCAAUGACGGCUCAUUUCGAGGCGGUCAUGCACCGAUACGACGGCAAGAUGGAUCGGUGGGACGUCGUCAGUGAAGCCCUAGAAACGCAGGGCGGCGGCCUACUCGCCAGCGUCUUCUACAACGUACUUGGUUCCGGCUACAUCGCAGAUGCCUUCCGUAUCGCCCGGGCAGCAGAUCCGGACGCCAAGCUCUUUAUUAAUGAGAAUAUGGUCGAGUCACUCCCCGGCAAACGUCAGGAACUCUACGAUUUAGUAUCCGGACUCGUGGCGGAUGGUGUCCCGAUUGACGGAGUUGCCCUGCAGAUGCAUAUCACCGAAGUAGCCCUAAUACCGGGUGUAAUCACGGAGAUAGUCGAAUCCUACAAGGCCCUGGGACUGGAAGUGACGAUCGCUGAAUUGGAUGUCCACACGCUCAACGCCACACUUCAAAGCGAAAUCUACGGCGCCGUCGUCGAAGAGGCUCUAAACGCGGGAAUCACCGACAUUAGCUUCUGGGGCUUCACGGAUAAACACGCCUUCACCUGGCUGCCGGGCGCGAAGCCAUUGAUGUUUGACGAGGACUACAACCCCAAGGGUGCCUUCUACGCUACUCACACUGCCCUAGCGAACUUCGUCAGCGCGCCCUAG
Ilyonectria robusta is the source of this 1008-nucleotide messenger RNA. RefSeq names its product glycoside hydrolase superfamily. Gene Ontology annotation, molecular function: hydrolase activity, hydrolyzing O-glycosyl compounds. Bases 1 to 1008 code for a protein of 335 amino acids. The transcript has a single exon. Gene Ontology annotation, biological process: carbohydrate metabolic process. The record is from RefSeq and is a predicted model, not a curated record. NCBI's taxonomy places the organism in Eukaryota, Fungi, Ascomycota, Sordariomycetes, Hypocreales, Nectriaceae.